CUCAAAGCUACACUGGUAAAGAUGGAUUAUGCCAAGAAGUCUCUGGGCCUGCUCUCCCCAAGGUCUCUUUCUAAGUGUGUCUCUGCCAGUGCCUCCAUGACGCAGCAACUGCUAGCCACGCCUGCUCCCCAUGCCCGGCCUUACCGAGUGACUAACUGGGAUCGCACCAUGCGCAAAGGCAUCAUGGCUGACAGCCUGGAGGACUUGCUUGAGAAAGUGCGCAGUGCUCUGCUCUUGGUGGGACCCAUAUCGGUUGUCAUAGAUGAGGAUGGCACCAGCGUGGAGACAGAAGAGUUCUUCCAGACACUAGAAGAAGGCAGCGUGUUGCUAGUGUUAACCAAGGGUCAGAUCUGGCGCCCAGCCAAGACUGCAGGCUACCAGCUGUCGCUAUCCCACAAGCCCCGGCACAGGAUUGAUGUGGCAUGUGUAACCUUCGACCUCUACAAGACCAAUCCUCAAGACUUCGUUGGCUGCUUGAAUGCCAAAGCCAACCUCUAUGGCACAUACAGUAUGUCCUACGAUAUGCAGUGCUAUGGGGCCAAAAGGAUAAUGAAGGCAGCUCUACGUUGGACACUCUUCACCAUGCAAGCUACAGGCCAUGUGUUGCUUGGCACUUCCUGUUACGUGCAGCAGUUGUUGGAUGCUAGUGAAGAGCAGCAGAAAGAGGAAGGGCGAUGGCACAAGCGUCAUCAAAAUGUUUCUCGGUGGAAUUGUGUGAAUGUCAGCAAUUGA
This is a messenger RNA of Heteronotia binoei (common prickly gecko), 732 nucleotides long. RefSeq names its product lipid transferase CIDEC-like. The coding region runs from base 22 to 732 and encodes 236 amino acids. The transcript has 2 exons. The record is from RefSeq and is a predicted model, not a curated record. NCBI's taxonomy places the organism in Eukaryota, Metazoa, Chordata, Lepidosauria, Squamata, Gekkonidae. Gene Ontology annotation, biological process: regulation of apoptotic process; apoptotic process.